Messenger RNA from Rhizoctonia solani, 2139 nucleotides. RefSeq names its product Retrotransposable element Tf2 protein. The record is from RefSeq and is a predicted model, not a curated record. The coding region runs from base 1 to 2139 and encodes 712 amino acids. Gene Ontology annotation, molecular function: zinc ion binding; nucleic acid binding. The transcript has 3 exons. NCBI's taxonomy places the organism in Eukaryota, Fungi, Basidiomycota, Agaricomycetes, Cantharellales, Ceratobasidiaceae.
AUGACUGACAAGGCUGCCGACUGGGCUCUCCCUAUCAUAGGGACCAUCAUCAAGGGCAAGGGAAACCCCCCUACCACCAUCCCAGCCUUAACGGCCAAAUUCAAGGAGGCAUUUGCGGACCCAGAUGCCAAACAAGCCGCCGCUAGGAAGAUUGCCGCGCUCACUCAGACAACCACUACGUCUGAGUACGUUACCAAGUUCCGCAAUCUUAUGGCAGAACUUGAUUGGAACACUGAGGCGUACAUUGCCCAGUUUGUGCGCGGUCUUCACUGGAAGGUGAAGGAACUCCUGUCCACCAAGGACAAUAUCCCGGACAACAACCUUGAGGCUAUAUUUGCUGCCUCCGUCAAAAUAGACAACAUUUGUUGGGAAAAUGAGGAGAACCAACCCAAGAAAACCCCCGCUAAGUCCCCGGCUUCCACAGCCACCACUUCCACUACCACCACUCAACGGGUCCGCUUAUCAGAGGACCCUAACUACGUCACUCCAGAAGAAAGGGACCGCCGCCGCGCAUCUGGACUGUGCGUCAAAUGCGGCCAGAAGGGGCACGGAAUCAAGCAAUGCCCAAAUGGAUGGAAGGCAACCAUCAAAGAAACCGCCAAGCCCCUGGCCCCAAAAUUAGAUGUGCAUGUAUCAGAUUACAAAUUUGUAUCCUUGGCUCUAGAUUCCAAUAAAAAGCCUCUACUAUUUAUCAAUCUUGAACUACACGACUUCCCAACGGAACAACUCAGAACCCUCAUAGACUCAGGAGCCACAUCAAAUUUCAUCUCCCCCUCAAUUGUGGAAAAAUACAAAAUCCCAAAAACCCAGCUUGAAAAUCCACAAGUUGUGAGAAUGUUAGAUGGUACCAUUUCCCAGACUGGUCGCAUUUGGCACCAGGUUCAACUCGCAGUCUUGGCCCAUGGCCACACACACUCCAUCCCCUUCCUUGUUUGCCCAAUAGGCAACACCCCGGCAAUACUUGGCAUGACGUGGCUAACCCAGGAAUCACCUCUAAUAGACUGGUCUUUAGGCACCAUCACAUUCCCAGACCAAGUCCAAAUUGCCUCAGAGGAGGAAGCAGAUCCUGAUCCAUUAGCCGACUUACCCGCAGAAUACCACAAAUUUGCUCAAGUAUUUGGCAAAGAAGAAUUCAAGGUCCUUCCCCCCCAUAGGGAAUAUGAUAUUGCCAUUGACUUAAUCCCGGAUGCCAAACUUUCCCCUGGGCCCAUUUAUGGCAUGACCAACGCAGAAUCAAAAGCACUGAAACAGCAUAUUGACAAAGAAUUAGCAACGGGCAAGAUCCGCCCUAGCACUUCCUCAGCAGGUGCCCCGGUCAUGUUUGUGAAAAAAGCCAAUGGAUCCCUCUGCCUAGUUGUUGAUUACAGGAAGCUGAAUGACGUAACUCACAAGAACGUCUACCCACUGCCAAGACAAGAUGACCUCAUGGCCAAGUUAAGACGUGCCAAAUUAUUCACAAAACUUGACUUACGCUGGGGUUACAAUAAUGUGCGAAUCAAAGAAGGAGAUGAAUGGAAGACGGCCUUUAGGACCAAAUAUGGGCUCUUUGAAUAUCUAGUCAUGCCCUUUGGCCUUACAAAUGCUCCUGCCGCCUUCCAGCAUUUCAUGAAUGAUCUAUUCAGGGAUCUUAUCAACAUCACCAUGGUCAUCUAUUUGGACAACAUCUUGAUCUUUUCAGAAGACCCAGAAGAACACCCGGCCCAUGUAAGGGAAGUCCUAUCCAGGUUAAUGGCAAAUCAACUCUUCUGCAAACUCUUGAAGUGCCAUUUCCAUGUAACCACGGUCGAUUACUUAGGCAUUGUUAUCUCCCCCGCUGGGUUCUCAAUGGACCAGAAGAAAAUAGAAGCAGUAGUAACAUGGCCCACUCCCAAGACGGUCAAACAGGUUCAGGCUUUUCUAGGCUUUGUCAACUACCUAAGGCGUUUCAUUCCCAACUUUAGCACGGUUGCGCGUCCUCUCCACAACCUCACCAAAAAGGAUUCCCCCUGGUCAUGGAAUACUUUGGAAGAACAGGCCUUCCAGGAACUCAAGGCGUUGGUCACCAGGGCACCGGUUCUAAUCCACUCUAACCCCAACACGCCGUAUUUCCUAGAAACAGAUGCAUCCAGAGUAGCCAUGGGUGUUAAGAGUUGUAACUAG